GGGGGGGGGGGGGGUCCUCAUUCUUCCACCAAAGAGCCGGUGCUCGCUGUGGCAGAAUUGCAGUGCACUGGACUGUACUGAGCAGCAGAGGAUCCAGGCUGUUGUCUGUGAGGGGUGGGGUCCUUGCACAUUGAUACCACCAGACACAAGCUGACAGAGGGACAGAGAAGGAAAGAAAAGGGCAAGAAAAAAGGACGAAAAUAGAGGGGGAAGAUUGUACCAGAGGAGGAUUAUAAAACGGGAUGAAAGGAGACACUCCAGUGAACACCACAAUGAGCGUCGGUCAAGCUAGGAAACUGGUGGAGCAACUGAAGAUCGAAGCUAGUUUCUGCAGGAUAAAGGUUUCAAAGGCAGCAGCCGACCUGAUGGCAUACUGUGACGCACACGCUUGCGACGACCCACUGAUCACCCCUGUGCCCACCUCAGAGAACCCCUUUAGGGAGAAGAAGUUUUUCUGUGCUCUGCUUUGAGACAAAUCAGGGAUUGUUGUGGUCAAAAGUACUGUUGUACAGAAUGUACAUGUAUGUACAGUGUGUACACGUACUUCUAUUUCCAAUCGAGACAUCAAUGUACCAUAGUAAUCUUGCAUAAAUGCUGCCGAUGUACAGUUCAUGUUCAUCUUCAAGCUUUGAACUCUUUUGCUGAAAUUAUUGAGUAGGGGGAUAUAACACAGAAGUAAAAAAAAAAAAAAGAAUCAGAGAUACUGUUGUUUGUAUCCAUAACUACCCGACUAGAAUUUUAAUGGACCCACAUUCUCCAACACUGACAUGACAGGAAACCCCCAAAAACAAAUUAGCAUUAGCAAGUGUUGUUAACACCCUCGACAACCAAAAAUUCAAGGUUUUCGAAUAUUUUACAGGGGAAAGUUAAAAACACUGUUCUUACAUCCAGGAGUUACUUUUCUUUGAAAUGUUAACUUACUCAUUCACCCUAACCUCCUUUUUGGCAGAUACAGUACUUGUUCCCAAGACUGUUCAUGAAUGUAUUCUAAUCCCAUAACCAGUUCCUUACAAGUUACGAGAUUUUACAGUCACUACAGAGUGAACGCGCAGAUGUGUGUAUGAAUAGGUGCUACUGUGAAGAUUAAACAACUCGGUCACAUCUUGUUAGUCAUUAUUGAGAUUUUCCAAGUCAAUAGCUCACAAACAUCAAAUGAAAAGGCACAUUCCGGUAUUCAUUGAAAACUGUUUCUGGUUAAUUUAACCCAUCAGAUGGUAGGUUUACUUAAAAUGCAUAUAAAUGCAAUUUAAUGUUAAAAGCAGGUGUUGAAACAGUAGUUGAAAAAUUAGUUCCCUUACAUAAUGCUAAUGGCCAGCAAUUACUAACGCGACAAAAUCUACACAUGCACUGUAGAUUAUUAUAGUUCCCCUAACAGAUAAACUAGACUAUCUGCCCGAGUUAGGGCAUCUCUACUUUUAAACAUGUUUAAGUUUAAAGUAAUCAUGUUUUAGUUAAAAUCUAAAUUCUUAUCAUUGUAAAACUGGGGUUACAUUUGUCAAAGACUAGAUGAUGUAUGGAUCAGAAUUAAACACCAAUCCAACAGUUUUGGGUUUGUUCCACUGGAAUCUUUAUUUAUACACAUUCACUUCAUCUCCAUCAUUCAUUUAAGGGAGUGAGGGGGUUCUUAUUUUCAAAAUGUCCUAAUUUUUUUAUUUUAUGUUUCUUAAAAACAUUAAAAUUUGCAUGCUCCAAUGGCCCUUUUCCAUUUACAAACAUAUAUUGUUUAUUUCUGCUUAAAACAUUUUUGAUGAUCCAAUUUAUACUUUAGUGAAUUACCAUUAUGUUUGUGACAUAUUGUAUUAAAACAAAAAAGUCCUUCAAAAUCCUUAAAAAACAGAAUGAUACGAAAAGGUUAAAAGAAUUAGGAACAAUUG
Messenger RNA from Cynoglossus semilaevis (tongue sole), 1874 nucleotides. RefSeq names its product guanine nucleotide binding protein (G protein), gamma 3 (gene gng3). Gene Ontology annotation, biological process: G protein-coupled receptor signaling pathway. Gene Ontology annotation, molecular function: G-protein beta-subunit binding. Gene Ontology annotation, cellular component: heterotrimeric G-protein complex. NCBI's taxonomy places the organism in Eukaryota, Metazoa, Chordata, Actinopteri, Pleuronectiformes, Cynoglossidae. The coding region runs from base 243 to 470 and encodes 75 amino acids. The transcript has 3 exons. The record is from RefSeq and is a predicted model, not a curated record.